Solanum stenotomum is the source of this 2818-nucleotide messenger RNA. RefSeq names its product two-component response regulator-like PRR73. NCBI's taxonomy places the organism in Eukaryota, Viridiplantae, Streptophyta, Magnoliopsida, Solanales, Solanaceae. Gene Ontology annotation, biological process: cytokinin-activated signaling pathway; phosphorelay signal transduction system. The record is from RefSeq and is a predicted model, not a curated record. The coding region runs from base 397 to 2574 and encodes 725 amino acids. The transcript has 9 exons.
AAUCUCCUGCGAAAAGCCCACUUGUUUUUUUCUGGAUAAAGCAAAUCUCAAGUUUAUCUUUUUCAGUCUGUUCUUUAAUUUUCUGGAAAAUUCAUCAUGAUAUUAUUGCUAAUUAUAGCUUCAAUUCAAUUUUCAUGACGCCUUUGCUCUAUUUUUUGCUCGGUUUAACGGAAUUCCGGUGGCAAAAGCAAUUUUAGUAAGUGCUUUUUUGAUGAAGCUUUGAAGGUGCGGUUUAAUAGUAUUGAGGAAAUUUUGGUUAAAGGUAUGAGAGGGUUUGUAUAUGAAGAAUUUGUGGUUUUGAAGAAGAAGAAAUGCGGACUUUGUUUUAGCUGACAAGGAUUUAUGAAAGGUUAUGUUGUGUGACAUCUUCCUUAUCAUCAGUACUUUUAGAUCUGGAUGACAGGGAGUGUUUCAAUGAAAAUCGUUGGUGAUGAAGACAAAAAAAGGUUGGAUGAGGACAAAGUUACUGGAGAUGGAAUUGGAAUUUCUCGUGAGGGGAUAAAUGUAGUUAAGGAUAAUGAGUUGAAAAUUAAUAUGAUUAGUAAUGACAGGAUAGGAGGGAGGGAGAUUACAUUGCAAGCUCAACGAGGUUUGAAAUUGCAAGAACAACAAUAUUGUCAGGUUUCAGCAGUCUGUUGGCAACAAUUUCUUCAUGUCACCUCCAUUAAAGUGCUGCUGGUGGAGAAUGAUGAUUCUACACGACAUGUCGUCUCUGCUUUACUUCGAAAUUGCAAUUAUGAAGUUAUAGAAGCAGCCAAUGGAUUGCAAGCUUGGAAGAUACUGGAAAACCUGACCACUCACAUUGAUCUAGUGUUGACAGAGGUUGUAAUGCCUUGCUUGUCAGGCUUAGGUCUCCUUACCAAAAUCAUGAGCCACUACACACGCAAGACUGUUCCUGUUAUCAUGAUGUCAUCUCAUGAUUCAAUGGAUAUAGUCUUCAAGUGUUUGUCAAAAGGUGCACUCGACUUCCUGGUAAAACCUAUACGGAAGAAUGAGCUUAAGAACUUGUGGCAGCACGUGUGGAGAAGAUGCCAUAGUUCUAGUGGAAGCGGGAGCGAAAGCGGUGCUCAAACCCAAAAAUCUAUAAAAUCAAAAAGCAGUGAGAAGUCUGAAAACAACAGUGGUAGCAAUGACGGGGAAGAUAAUGGGCGGUACGGCCUAAAUGUUGGUAAAGGCAGUGAGGAUGGAAAUGGCACACAGAAUUCCUGGACAAAGCAAGCUGUUGAAGCUGUUAGCUCUCAGGCAGUGUCUCCAUUGCAUCAGGUACCUGAGUGUCCAGACAGCACUUGUGCACAGGCUAUGAGUUCAAAGGCAGAAACCGCUGCUAACAAGAAUGCACAGAGAAAUGCCAAAAGGAAAUGCCAAGAAGAAGAAGAACAUCCUGAUUACAUUGCAAAAAAACCCUCCCUCAAGGGCAUACCUAGAAAUCAGAAGUUACAACCUGAAAAUGCAAUUCAGGUUCCAGUCAAACUUGUUGAUGCAGAACAUAAAACCCCGCUGGCAAUAAAUUCCAACCCAUGCAGUUUGAAGAUGGAUGAACACCAGGCAAAUCUAGAUGGUAAUGUUCCAUCCACAGAAUAUCAUGAUGUGACUGCUGAGACAGCUCAUCCUCAGACCAUCAGUAGAAGGUUGAACAAAGCUGUGCAGGUAUUAGAAAUCAAUAAUUCAUCCAUUGGUGAAUCUAAAGAGCCAAGUUUGAAAACACUAAAAGAACCCGAAAAAAGUGCUCAAGAUGAUCGUAGUGUUUUGAGAAGAUCAGAUCUUUCAGCUUUCUCAAGGUAUAAUUCAUCCUCAAACCUUACAAGGACUCCUAAUGGGAUUACGCUUGACAGUUCUAUAAUUAAUAAUGGCCAAGAAGUUGCCAAGAAAGAAUCAGUAUGUGAUAUUCCAACUGAUACAGAUGAGAAAUUUCUACAUCCGAGCUCAAGUGGAACUGGCAAUAUUAUAGAUAAGGGGUCCACCACUAAUAAGCUUUCUGAGGAACCAUUACUUUCUAGAGACAAGGCAGAAGCAACAUCAACAAUUAAGGGUUUGCACUCAUCAUCAGCUUUCAAGCCUGAGAAAAUUGACUUCAGAAUCUCCCGUCAGCAAGUGCCACAAGUUAAGCUUAAGCCUUGUAACAUGCAAGCUACAGACAGUCUUGUUCUGCGAGGCUCUCACACUGACAUCCAGCACCCUCAUCAGCACCACCACCAUUAUCACUUCCAUGACCUAGAUCAAGAUUACUCUUCCACCCAUGUAGAUUUCUCAUUGAAGAAACUGACUGCGGGUGGCCCAAGUUGUGCUUCAUUCAACAUUCUAGCUAGGCCUUGUGAAGGGAACCCUGAGUAUCACAGUUUGAACAGAAGUGCUUCGGGAAGUAACCGUGGAAGCAAUGUGCAGGAUGGAAGCUGCACAGCUAUAAAUGCUGGAGGAACAAAUGGGGGAAGUGAUAAUGGGUUAGCUGGCAAAAAUGAAAGUGGUGAUGCCAGCGGCAUUGGUUGUGGAAACACGACAGAUCCUUCUAAACUUGCCAGAGAAGCAGCCUUGACCAAAUUUUGUCAGAAGAAGAAAGAUAGAUGCUGCCUUAAGUAAAAGGCAAAUGGACUUUAAUCAGGCAGGCAAUACUUGAACUGUCACUUCUGAACCUCUUGAGCAAAUUUUAAGAGAACUGAUUUAUCUGCUUCCAAGUCAACUGAUCCUAACUAGUUGAAGCCGGUCUACUACCUCUCUGCAUCAUACAGUUGAUCGUGGGGAAACACACAUAUUUCUAGUUUCAGUAAUUUUCCUUUUGUAUCUUGCAUGCAGUCAUUCAGAAAGAGAUAAGAGUGCCUUCUAC